UCCAUCUUUAUCUCCAUCGCAUCUGCAUCUGCAUCUGUACAAAAGCCAUUUCAUUACCAACCAACAACCCGACAUCCGAGUAAUUUCUAACGUAACCAGGAAACAGUUGCUGCUGAAGAACCAUCAGGACGCAAUCCUGCAACUACAAGGUCCUUCGCCGUCGCCCUCUCUCUCCCUCUCAGCUGUUUCAAUGGCGGACAGCCGGGAAAGGAUUCGGGGUCCCUCGAGAGACGGCAGGGAGUUUCUCACCAGUCCCAGACAGGUCCUGCGCCGUCUGAUGCUCCUCUCCGAGGGCAGACAGUACCGGGAGGCUGCUGGGGUCGUAGGACGUCUAGGUCCUUCUGUUUUGAGGUCUGUAAUAUCUGAGCUGCCCAUAGACUUGCUGCUGGAGCAUCUACCACACAGUGCCUACCUGCUGGAGUCUUUCUUCACCAGGUUAACCACCUUGAACACCACACCCAAACCGGAGGUUCCAAGUGAAACAGUGGUCUGGCAACUGGUGCGUCUGUUCGCCAAUCCCCAUGAGUCCGGACUCCGCCAGAGAUGCACUCGAUUGCUACAGGCUCUGGCCCAAUACGAGCCUGCCCUCCGACAAACCGUUAGGGAGCGAAGACGCAGCUUCGAUAAUGCCGUUCAAGGACUCGGCGUCCACGGACUCACGACAGACGCCUCCGGGCAGCUCAUCUCGCUGCACGUGGCCCUCAAAACUGAACUUCAGCGCCAUGUGGAUACCUACAAAAUGGCCAUUCACAAGCUGGAGGAGCUUAGCAUGGUGACUGUCAACCAGGACCCCGCCCACUCCUCCCACCAGCGCCUGCUGGCCAUUAACUAUGGCGAUAUCCAGCAGCGGCUGAUCGACAACAAGACCCUCUUGACCAUGCUGGAUAAGCCGGCUCUGAAGCAGCUGCAAACCCUGGUGGAGAAUCUCAGCACACGAGUGGAGAACGACAAGGAGGUGUUGUCCUGUGUGGGUCAAGUGCGUCGCCUGGACGCACAGGCUCUCGUGGAGCGACGUCCUGCCGCCGGCCUGCUUAUGAACUUCUCCCGCGGGUGCGAGGUUGUGCUCCAUAUGAUGGGUCCUGAGGGAGGACCUCCUGGCUCCGCUCUUUCCGUGGGAAAGGUCUCUGUCCAAGGAGGUGCAGGUGGCAGCAGCUGCAGCGAUGGCUACCACUCGGAUGACUCUGGGAGCGAUGAUGGAAGCGAAAUGGUGUCGCUCUAUCGGAAUCUCUACGUGGAGAACCGAGCGGACGCCUUGGAGGCUUUGGACAGUCUUCCCCAGAUAAAACACGCGCACAGCCUCAAGGGAAAGAUACUCUUCUCCAUGAUCGUGCUAUCCUUCCGCCUGUGCCAUGGAAUGCGAGAACGAAAGGUCCUUGAAGUGCGACGUACCCUGAACUGUGCCCUGGACAGCAGCAGUGAGACCACAUUGGCCCUGGACCGCUCCGUCCGCCAGCAUCUUCACGAGACCGCCGACAACUUUCCGCUGGGCGAGAUAGAACGGAGUGUCUUCAACCAGGUGCUCUCCACGCUUCACGAAUAUCCCUGCCUGGAGUCAUGUCCUCCUUUGACCCACUACGUGAGUGCCUGCGUGCGACUGGCCUGGCGGAUGAUCAACCAGAAGUCCCCCUAUUACCUGGACAUGGACUUCAAUCUGGGCUUUCUCCGGCCGGAAAAACAUGAACGACAUCCGCAGGCUGACCGGAGAUCGGAUCUCAUCAAGGCCUUCCUAUGGCCCGCCCUGAUGCAGAACAACCAGUGCGCCUUCAAGGCGGUCGUGGCCACUUGA
Messenger RNA from Drosophila bipectinata, 1786 nucleotides. RefSeq lists its product as uncharacterized. The record is from RefSeq and is a predicted model, not a curated record. Gene Ontology annotation, biological process: mitophagy by internal vacuole formation; mitochondrial protein catabolic process. Gene Ontology annotation, cellular component: mitochondrial outer membrane. NCBI's taxonomy places the organism in Eukaryota, Metazoa, Arthropoda, Insecta, Diptera, Drosophilidae.